Messenger RNA from Neoarthrinium moseri, 1461 nucleotides. RefSeq lists its product as uncharacterized. The record is from RefSeq and is a predicted model, not a curated record. The coding region runs from base 1 to 1461 and encodes 486 amino acids. Lineage: Eukaryota; Fungi; Ascomycota; Sordariomycetes; Amphisphaeriales; Apiosporaceae. The transcript has 5 exons. Gene Ontology annotation, molecular function: FAD binding; oxidoreductase activity.
AUGGGCCAGGGCUCGAGUACUCCCCUAGCCGACUGCCUGAAUGCGGUCUGCAACAGCCGCAGUGACUGCGUCGCAUACCCAGACAACCCUCUCUACCAAAUUUCCUGGGUGAAGCGUUACAAUCUCGACAUAGCAGUGACACCAGUAGCUGUCACGAGGCCAGACUCGGCAGAGGAUGUCUCCGGCUUUAUCAAGUGCGCUGUCCAGAACAAUGUGAAGGUCCAGCCAAAAUCCGGUGGUCACUCUUACGCAAACUUUGGCGUGGGAGGCACAGAUGGGGAACUGGUCCUCGAUCUCCAGAACUUGCAGCAAUUUUCUAUGGAUACCAACACCUGGCAAGCAACAAUAGGUGCUGGACACCGGCUGUCUGAUGUCACUCAGAAGCUCCACGAUAAUGGGAAGAGAGCCAUGUCCCAUGGCACCUGCCCGGGAGUUGGAAUUGGUGGACACGCGACCAUUGGCGGCUUGGGGCCUUCUUCCCGCAUGUGGGGGUCUUGUCUAGACCACGUUCUUGAGGUUGAAGUCGUUACUGCGGAUGGAACCAUUCAACGUGCAAAUGCCAACGAGAACGCAGACUUGCUUUUCGCAAUCAAAGGGGCUGGUGCCGGUUUUGGUGUGGUUACGGAGUUUGUGGUCAGGACUCAGCCUGAACCUGGAAGUGUGGUGCAAUACUCUUAUUCGAUGACCUUCGGCAAGCAUGCAGAUAUGGCAGAUGUCUUUGAACAAUGGCAAACACUCAUCUCUGACCCCAACCUUGAUCGGAGAUUUGGCUCGGAGAUAGUGAUGCACGAGCUCGGCCUCGUGAUCACAGCCACUUUCUACGGCACAGAAGAUGAGUUCGAUGCUAUCGGCAUUCCUGGAAGGAUCCCAACUGGAAAGAUUUCUGUCGUUAUCGAUGAUUGGCUUGGAGUUAUCACGGAACAAGCUCAAGAAGCUGCGCUCUACCUGUCGGACAUCUCGACGGCUUUCACCGCGAGAAGUUUGGCCUUCCGAGAAGACGAGCUGCUCUCCAAGGACGCAAUCAACAGCAUGAUGUCAUACCUUGAUAAUAAUGACCGCGGCACACUGCUUUGGUUUCUGAUCUUCGACGUUACCGGCGGCGCGAUCAGUGAUGUUCCCCAGAACGCCACCGCAUACUCCCACCGAGACAAGAUCAUGUUCUGCCAAGGCUACGGCAUCGGCAUUCCAACACUGACGCAAACCACCAAGGACUUCAUGAAUGGUCUAAUCGAUAAUAUCCAGGGUUCAGUGCCGCAGACCUUGACGACAUAUCCAGGUUAUGUCGACCCCGUUUUGACGAAUGCUCAAGAGUCAUAUUGGGGGCCCAACCUUGCGACCCUGGGCCAAAUAAAGACUAAGUGGGACCCAAACGAUAUCUUCCACAACCCACAAAGCGUCCGUCCGGGAACUCUGGACGUAAAGCAAGAAUCGAGCGCGAAGAGUAGAAGGUGGAGGUUUUAA